AUGGAUUACACCCUCAGGCCUCCGUCGCUCCAGGUGAGUGUUCCGCAAGAGGGCCCGGUGUACUCCGACGGAGGAUGCCACGCCGUGUCGGACGGGUCCAUGCGAUCCAGCUCCUCCACGCCGACGCUGCGCCGCAAGCGCUUCAAGAUGCGACGCAUGAGGAACGUGCCCAGCGAGCGGGACGUGGGCCGGGCGAAGCUGACCAACUGUCACCUGGCGGUCAGAUCUCGCUCCAGCUCAAAGGAGUACCUCCAGCUGCCCUCCAUCGAGAUCACGCCAUCCAGCGACGAGGACGCCGCGUCCACUUGGUCCAGCUGCUCCACGCCCAGCGCCUCGCCUCGUCGCAAGCGUUUCCUGCUGAGGAGAUGGCUGAAGGUCAGGGAGAAGAAGGAGCAAGGCAGUGAAAGCAGCAGCCAGCAAAGCAGUCAGCAAAGCAGUCAGCAAAGCAGCCUGCAGAGCAGCCACGAAGAUGACAGCACUCGCUUCUUGACACCAUUAAUCCGAGAGGAGAGGUCUGACAGUGCAGCGGACAAAAUCAGGUAA
Molecule: messenger RNA, 543 nt
Organism: Menidia menidia (Atlantic silverside)
Lineage: Eukaryota; Metazoa; Chordata; Actinopteri; Atheriniformes; Atherinopsidae
Source: the annotation of a GenBank genome assembly